AAUGUUAUUAAUAGUGUUUUCAACCAGUUUUCUAAAUCUGCAAACUCAUUUAGACUUUUCAAUGUGGAUAAAAAGUUUUAUUCGCAAGAAUCACUGACGGAAGCUUACAUUAAAGCCAAGAAAAAGUGUGAAUCGAAAAAACUUCCUCCCAAUGUUGACACUCAAGGAGUAUUUGCCUGCAAUGAGCUUGACCUCAAAGAAAUCUCAGUUUAUGGAUUUGACUAUGACUACACCCUGGCAUGCUAUAAAGAAUCAAUGGAUUUUCUUCUAUACAACUUGGGACGAGAAAACCUCAUAACCAAGUAUAAGUAUCCUGAAGAAGUUAGAAACUUGGAAUACAUUCCUGGGUUUGCUGUUCGAGGUCUUCAUUACGAUAUUGAAAAAGGAUUGCUGAUGAAACUAGACUCCUUCUUGCAAAUUCAACUCGGAACAGUGUACAGAGGCACACGACCUGUGCCAGAUGAAGAAGUGCUACGAUUAUACAAAAAUAGAACAAUCCCCAUUGCUUACGCUGAGUCCUACAUUCAUCACAAGAACUCCAAGGAUCUGGCUACAAAGAUGGUGCAGUUAGCGGACUUAUUUUCAGUUCCAGAGAUGUGUCUGCUGUGUAAUGUUGCCAACUUUUUCGAAGAUCGGCAUAUCGAUUAUCAUCCCGAAAUAUUAUUCAGGGAUGUAAAGAGCUCAGUCGGAGCAGGACAUGGAGUUAUGCACCAGUUAGUUUCUCAGGAUACAGCAAAAUAUGUUGAAACGAAUCCAGACCUACGUGAAUUUUUCGAGCGGCUAGUUGAUGCUAAGAAAAAGCUGUUCCUGAUCACCAAUAGUCCUUUCAAAUUUGUAGAUAAAGGUAUGUCUUUGAUGGUUGGUAAAGACUGGGAGAGCUUUUUUGAUGUCAUCAUAGUACAGGCAAGGAAACCACGAUUUUUCACAGAUGAGUCAAGACCGAUGCGUAUCUAUGAUAAGGAACGUGAUACAAAUCUGUGGGACCGCAUAAAUCAUCUAGAAAAAGGUGUCAUCUACUAUGAGGGGACUGUUCAUCAGCUACUCGAUUUUACUGGAUGGCGAGGGAGUGAAGUUUUGUACUUUGGAGAUCAUCCUUACAGUGAUUUAGCUGAUGUGACGCUGGAACAUGGUUGGUGCACAGGAGCUAUCAUUAGUGAACUGACGCAUGAGAUCGAGACUCUUAAUUCAGAUGAGUUCAAGAAGAAUAUAAACUGGUUACAAAUGUUAACAGCUUUGAUUGAGGAGCACCAAGGAAGCACAAGCCCUGAUGCUUUUCAGAUUUUGGAGAGUUGGUGCAUUGAACGAGAUGAAUUGAGGGACAAAGCAAAAACGGUCUUCAACAAGCAGUUUGGCAGUGUUUUCCGAACGCACCACAAUCCAACUUACUUUUCGCGGAGACUCUUCAGAUUCGCUGACAUUUACACGUCGCACAUCACAAAUUUGUUGAAUUAUUCGGUGAAUCACGUCUUUUACCCUCGUCGAGGCGUCAUGCCUCAUGAAUACUCAGCACAUUUUGUUUGAAAAAGUUUUCAGUUAUUUUUAUUUUUUUUUUUUCACAAUAGCCUCCAAAACUUUAUCCUACAACCGUUGUUUUCUGAAGGUGAAACUUGUUCCAUUUUUUUGUUUUUUCUUUUGCUGAUUAUGAAAAAAAAAUACUUUUGAUUGUUCUAUCAAGAAAGUGUGAAUUCUGACAUAAUUACUCGUGUUAUCAAAAGAAAUCCAGUCCGAACAUUGGCAAAUAUCUAAUGUUGAACUAGCUCAGACGUAGAAUUUGUAAGAAACUUGCCAUGGGCUCAAUCAAAGUAUUGAAUGUGGACUAAACGUGAUAUUUUUAGAAAUUAGCUAUUCAUACCCUCUGCUUGGAGAGAGACCUGUAACUUGCUCUGGCAGUUGCGUGAAAGCUCAAUAAUCAUAGUUAUUACUAGUCAUUUUGUGAUACUUGAGCCAUUGUAAGUUUUGCGACUCAACAGAUCUAUGAUCACUAUUUUGAAAAGUAUCUGAUUCAGGGCUCUCUUCAAAAUCUUUCAAUUUUUUUAACUUUUUGCCCCAAUCAACUUCUUUUCAUUUUUAUGAACAGUAAGUGUAUAUCUCGUUAAAAGCAAUUAGUCAGUUACCUCAUUCAGAAAAUAAAUACCUGUUCUUGACCUCAGCUAUUAACUUCUACGAAUUUCUAAUUUCUCUUCCCGGUUGUUUCUCGUGUAUUAAUUUCUAACUGAACAAGUCAAAAAGUUGAAACAUAAGCUAAGUUGUCUCUCAUUCAAGAAAUCAACUAACACUAAUGAUUCAUGGUUUGAGCAGCCUCCAAAGGUGUUUGAUUUGUUCAUUUUUUUUCCAAGUGCUCGAUUUUUUUCGAAGAUGCUACAAUUUUUUCUUCACUAUUUGUCAGCAGUAAAUUCUUGCUGUUUUGAGAAACGACAGAGCAUUUGACAGUAAAUAGAUUGUUUGGAAAAACAUCCUAUUUAUGAAAGAAAUCACAAUCUAUCUUCAAAGUGAACUGAAAAUUGCCAACUCGAUCUCAUGAUACACAGAGAAAACUGUACAUCUUGGAAACAUGACACAGCGGUUACAAAUUAGGUUGUGAAAAGUGUUUGUUCGUUCUUCAGAAAGUGCUUGGUUAUUUACUCUUGAGGCUGCAAAAACCAUAAUUUUUGUUUAAAAUUUCCCAUUAACACUACCUUUAUUAUUCACACUCUUAAUGAUGUAACCUUACUAGCCGCUUAAGGAAACAGACUCCAACUUCCUGUUUGUAAUUUUAAUUUAACAUGGUUUGUUAAAUAUCUCUUAAUUGGACAGCGCUAAGCAAAAAGGAACCAAGCCACAUCAGCUAUUGUCAAAUUUAAAAUUUAAUUUUUCACACGGUUGGUUCUUGGUCAUUUUUUAAAACGGUUGUGCGAAUUUAUUUUUUUGCAAAUUUCAGUGAAUUUUUCAUGUAAUACGAGGCAAAUUGUUUUAAAAUUUUUAAAACUAUCUGCACAAACAUUCUCUUGUAAAAAAUUAUAUAGCUCCGUUAAUUUAUGCGACAGCUCAUGUGGCUUGGUUUCUCUCUGCUGAAUGCAGUCCAAUUAUGGAGGUUAAAUAUUAGAGUUGUUGACUUAAGUAGUCAUUGUGGAUUUUUUUUGUUAACAACUAGGCUUUGCUGUGUGUUCUAAAGUAAAGUAAAUGAUUUAUACUGAAAGUGCGACGCCCUGAAAAUUUAACAAUUCUGAAAUGAAAUUUUUGCUGGUGGUGAGUGUUUAUUUAAACUCGUGUAUUGUUUUUUGCUGAGAAAGCCCUAAUUUGAUCCGCUAAUCUUUGACAAACAUCCUCUUUCCUUCUAUGCACUGUUUCUGUGUAAGAAAACGUGGGUAUUUUUGUCUCUGUUCAAUUUCAUGUCAAGGAGUUUCUUUUUUGGCUUUUUUUCGUGUUUUUUGCAAUAUUCAUGGAGAUACUUAGGUCUUUUACUUACCACUAAGUUAAAAUUUUACUCUAUAUGAAAUUUAAUGUAUUACAAAAUCAUCCAUUUUUAAAGAUAGUUUCGUUAUAGUAUACUUCAUAAAAGUUUUAAAAGUGAAAAAUUCUUUUUUAAUAAGCAAGUAUGUUAACAAACUCUAUGGUGAAGCAGAUAUUUUAAUUUGCAGGGACUUUAAUCUUGAUAAUGCCAAUAUGUUGUUCUUUUAAUAAGUAUUUCUUGCACAAAUCAAAAUUAUUAACAAAUACAAUCUUUUCUUUGUUUUGUUUUGUUAAAUGUAUACCAUGAGACAAGAGGGAAUUACAAACUGUGACUGAAACUAGGUUAAGUGUAUAUCAAAGUCAGAGUCCUCAAUAUUUUUUAAGUCAUUAAGUGAAAAUUAACAGUUACACCUUAUUCCAUCGGGGGUUAAAAGUAUUUUUUGUUCUUUGUUAUUGCGCAGUUGGACAAAUGUCACGCUCAUGACGCAAGUGAAUAUUAGAAAAAACAAUAUGAAUAUAUGUGUCUUUUCAUUCUAUCAUUGCAAAAAGUACCCUUGAAUCCAGGAUUCUAAACGUUGGCUUUCAUGCUCACCCGCAAAUUUCAACAGAGCAUAAAGUUAUACACCUCUCCAUUAGAUGAGCUUAUUUUAUUUUUCUCAGUGUAGAAGUUAUUUUUAGAAUAGGAAUUUGUUGCCAUAUUAAUGAGUGUUAACAUUUUAACCCUAGGAUUAUUGUAAUGUUUUUUGUCAAAAUGUGAUAAAAUUUUUGGACGAGAUUUUUGUCAGAUUGUCAUUUUGUAUCCGGUAUUUUUCGAUUUGUGCCUGUUCUUUUAAUGUAUGGCUAAAAUUUUGUAUAAUUUUCAAGUGCACUCCAAAAUCAGGUGAUCUAUCUAGACCCUGUGAGCUAAAUUUUGAAGACAAUAAAGAAGCCAAUUGGACUAAAUUUUGCAAUCAGGAACCAAAGUAUUUGGCUCAGUUUAGAAACAACGUAUGUACAAUUAAUUCCCCUAAACACAUUAGUGUUUAAGGGAUGAGCCAGACAUUGUAAGUUCUAAUUGCAUAAUGCAGUCCAAUUGGUUACCCGAUAGAAUUUGCUUAGCUAUACUGCGAAACACUAAGUUCAUUGUUGUCAUAAGAAACUGAUCCCUUACCCAAGGGUAUUGAUAAAAUUGUAAUUAAGCAAAUACAAGUCAUCAGAUUACACAAGGUAACCGAGAAAAUUUGAUGUCAUCAAGAAAGUAUUAGGGAAGUCAGUCAUAGUUCAGGAAAUUAUUCGUACGUUAAGCAUUUUUCAACUACAUACUGUUUAGCAUAUUUAAAAGUUGAACGUUUGAUUCAAUUCAUUGAUAUGUUGGCAUGUAAAAUCAAAUGAGAGUCAAUUUACUCAAGCAGAAAAUCAGGAAAAUCCAAAAUGAGAUUUCAAUAGAUACUAAGUUAUAGCAUGUGUUUUGUAUCCACUUGAUGAAAUUUUAUAAAUAAGGAUGCUUGAUACAGACGGAGCAUGCUAAAAGCUCUCUAUUUUCAUAGGAUUGGCACAACUAACGAAAAUAAGGAGUUGUCGUUUUUUCUAGGCUUUCAUAGUAAUCUAGCCUACUGUUUAAAGAAGUUUUUGAAGGUCUUUUGUCACCAAUUUUGUAAUUUUUGCUAUUUUGUAACCAAUCUUUAAUUGAUAGGGCAAUUUUUUCUCCUUUUUCUCAGCCUUGAGGUUUCUUUUUUUGAACUGUCACAAUACGUCCUCUUUUCAAGGAUAUGUAUUCCAAGAAUUGGAUAGAUCCUCGUUUUAUGUUACCAAUCCUUAUCUAUUUCAUUCUCAGGUGUUACAGUAUUUAUAACUCACCCCAUAAGUAUUCGUCAAAUAAUUUUUAUCCCGCAAGAUAAUUUAUUGUUUGUAAUGGUGUUGAAACUGAAUAAGUUCUGAAAAAGACAGUAAAAAGAAAAAUGUCAAGUAUUAAAAACAGGGUAAAAAAUUCCAUUUUGAGUGCAUUCUGAGGGAAAAAACACAUGUUAACAAUAUACUUUGGUUCACUGACUUCCAAAUUUAUUUUGACAGUGAAACUGCAAAAAUGCAUACCUCGGUUGCGAUGUUUCAAAAUCUCGACUCCAUUUUAAUUCUUUAAAAGGAGAUGGAACUAACAUCCUAGCUUGCAUUUUCCUCCGAAUAUCCUUUACAAAGAGAAGAAAACUCACCAAAGUUUUCAAAAAACCAAGUUCAGUAGUUUUCCAUGUAGAAAACAAAUUAUGAUAGGAAGUCUGCAAGGCUACAAACCAAGGUAUGCAAUUCUCAGAGAAUUGCAGUUUCAUCAUCGCUUUAAUGGUAUUUAGGUAUCUUCUUUUCACAUAUGGAAGUAUCUAAAUCAAAAGGAUCGAACUCUAUUGUGACUUGACUGAUUUGAGCCUUGGAGACACUUAUGGGUACUUACAUGCAAAACAGGGACCAUGUCAUAAUGAAGACAGUUCCUUUUGAUUUGAAUAAAGCCACUUUACUCUCUACUCGGAUGAAAUUAUUUCCCCUCCACGAUUAUUGCUCUUGAAAAAGAGGAUCCUAACAACAAACAAAUUACAUUUCGAUUGAGAAAAAUUUGUUCAAGAGAAACUUUUUUUACAACUCUCCAGUUUUGUGCCUAUUAUAUUGGUAGUCAGUUUUCAGAUAUGGAUUUUGCUAAGAUAUGUUGCGCGUUAAAAGUUGAGUGGGACAAAUGUCUUACUUUCAGUCCUACUAAAUUGUCAAUACUUCAUUUGUACAUUUUUUUAAUGGAACAAAGUGAUUAGAACUUUCUUAUGAUUACUAAACACAUUACGUACAGAUUUCAUACCAUUAAUUCUUCUCAAUGUUCAAGCGCACUCUGAGAUCUGGUGAUCUACCUAAAAUCUGCUGGCUUUAAGUUUAAAGACAAUAAAGCAGCUGCUUGAAUGUCUGAAAGGAUUUGCUCUACUCUACUGCAAAACACAAAGGUUAAUUGGACUACAUUUUGCAAUUAAGAACUAUAAAUUACGGUCCGGUUUAAAAACAACGUAUGUGCCAUUAGUUUCCCCAUGCACAUAAGUGUUUUUUUAGAUGAGUCAGAAUUUAUAGCUCCAAAUUGCAAAAUGCAGUCUAAUUGUCAAUAUGAAGGUCCUGUGACAUUCCCAGUGAAUUAAUCUACGUAUAAUCAACAAGUGAGCUUCAAAGUUUAGGUAUUCUGUAACUUUGAUUUGAUUUUCAAAUUGAAAAGGAUGCAAUUAGGCACAAUACUCAUAAGUUCUCAAAAGUGUAACCAAUCCUUAAAAUGUAAAAGUUAAGAAACUCUUUUAAUGUAAAUGUAUGUAAAAUUCACAUCCAAAAAAAGUUAUGAAACAAAUUUUGCAUCAAAAUUACUCAUAUUGAUGCAAAAUACACAACACAAACAGUUUAAGUUAUGUGAAAUUUCUUUAGAUUUUUUGUUAAAAUUUACCAGUUAAAGUUAUGUGAAAUUUAUUUAGAUUUUUUGUUAAAAUUUACCAAAAUAAAGUGAUAAAAAACUUUUAAAUAUGCACCUUUUUGUAAAUGAGAGCUGAGAAGAUGAUCCUAGUCAGAUAUUUUAACAUUUUAUUAACAGAUUCCUCUUCGAGUUUCUUAACUUUCCCAGUCAAAUUACCUAACUUAACAGCUAAUGCUCCCAGGAUUCAUUACAAGUACUUUAAAAAAAACACAAAAAAAAAAAAAUUGUAUACAAUUACAGACUAUGUGAAGUGUCUCCAGCUCUUGAACAAUUCUCAAAUUUAUUCCCAGUUCGGUCAAGUUUUAAGAAUUUGAAUGAAGAUAGCCAAUCCCUCAGGCCCUCACAUUAGCACUGUACUUUGUUCAAUCUUGUCCAAAUUCUGUAAACACCUACAUUAAAGUUUAGCACAAAUAAGUUACCCUAAUUGAAAUGAAGGACGUAUCAAUUGUUUUGAAGUGUAUUACAGUACAUUGAUAGUAUUUUAAUAAUUAGAAUUAUUAUUACCGAAA
Bemisia tabaci is the source of this 7395-nucleotide messenger RNA. RefSeq names its product 5' nucleotidase C (gene Nt5c). NCBI's taxonomy places the organism in Eukaryota, Metazoa, Arthropoda, Insecta, Hemiptera, Aleyrodidae. The record is from RefSeq and is a predicted model, not a curated record. Gene Ontology annotation, molecular function: 5'-nucleotidase activity.